Trichosporon asahii var. asahii CBS 2479 is the source of this 1668-nucleotide messenger RNA. RefSeq lists its product as uncharacterized. NCBI's taxonomy places the organism in Eukaryota, Fungi, Basidiomycota, Tremellomycetes, Trichosporonales, Trichosporonaceae. The transcript is spliced from 3 exons. The coding region runs from base 1 to 1668 and encodes 555 amino acids. The record is from RefSeq and is a predicted model, not a curated record.
AUGCAGCUCACACUGUCGCCGACUGAGCUGCUCGUCACCGCCCUGACGCAUUUCCGAGCAGCGCUCCCCGAGCCGCGCGAGCCGCAUGUCCUCGACGUGCUUAUGGGCCUCGGCUUGAUUGCGCUCACCAUCCUCGCCCUUGUUCCGCCGCCCACGACCACCGUCCGAGUCUUCCGCGCUGCACUUGCGCCCCUCAUCUGCUUCGGCUGGAUGUACCUCAGCUAUGUCCCUCUUCUUCUGACGCCAAAAGAGCGUUGGGGAGCAGGGAUCCUCUUCGUCAUGUUCUCGUUCCGCACGCUGGAGAUGCUAGUCAUGACGCCGCCCGAGCAUUCCGUCUGGCGCGUCCGCAAUGGCGUCCCGGAGCCAAUCCCCGAGCCCUACACCCUCAAGAAGCUCGACUGGGCCAACUCGCUCGUCUGGAGCUGGCGCGGUGUCGGGUGGAGUUUCAGCGCGCCCCUCUGCGCUUCUCAGCUCAAGGUCACGCGCGAGCUGUCCCGGAAGAAGUACAUCAUUCGCCGCCUGAUCAACGGCGCGGUUGCGUAUCUGCUCGACGACGCGCUGGGCGCCCUCAUGCGCCGCGCUGCUCCGGACUUCUUCAUCACGAACCAGAUCAAGUACUAUGACCUCUCGCAGCUCGAGCGCGGCAUGUACAGCACCAUGGUCGUUGUGCGCACCGUGUGCAUUCUCGAGUUCAGCCAUGUCGCUGCUUCGCUCGUCUUUGUUUCUCUCGGCGCCUGGCUCGGCGACCACGAGCUUCUGUCCCCUUGGGGAUGGCCGCCCAUGUUUGCCAGCCUCCGCGAGAUCUUCUCUCACCCGGGUAUCGGCUACCUCUGGGCUAGGCAGUACAACCGGCGCAUGCUCCACGUCUGGGGUUGGGUGCUCAUUGGCGAGAAGCUGCUUGGUCUUCCCGUGUCCGGUGUCGCUAGUUUAGCGUCCAAGGCUCAGCCGCCGCAGGCCAAGGUUCUCGAGGCGGUAACGGUCAUGAACGACCAGGACAAGAAGGAGCUCAGCGGAACCGUGGACCAGGGCGGCGAUGACGCCAGCGCGACGCUGCGGAAGCGCAAGACGACGCUCCUCGAGGUGUCGGAGCCGGAUACGGCGCCAGCUACCCCUGUCUCUGGCCGCGUCUCGCCGUCGAACCCGCUGCCCAAGCCGACCAAGGAGAAGAAGACGCCCGACGUUGCCGCGAAUCUGAUCAAGUCCGCGAUCACCUUCACGCUCUCGGGUCUGCACCACGACUGCUCCUCCCUCCUCCUGCUGCUCGACAAGAUGGGUCGUGGCGAGAAGGAGCUCCCUCUGGGCCUCAUGGUCACGCCAUUCUUCAUGAUCCAGCCUCUCGGCUUGGUAGUCGAGGCAAUCGUGAAGCGCCGCUGGCGCUCUGUCCGCAAGACGCUCCCGCUGCCCGAGACUGCGCUGCGUGUCAUCGAAUUCGUCAUUGGCAACACCUGGACCUGGGUCUGGCUCGGCUGGACGGCACGCUGGUACGUCCGCUGCCUGUCCGAGAUUGCCGCGUACCAGCCGUUCCCGAACAAGCCCAUCUUCAGCAUCACCGAGCUCGCGUGGGACUACUUCCACGACGUUGUCGUGGGCACCCCCGGCGCCGCGGGCGCGAACGCGACCAUGGGCCCGGCGCCUGUUGCCCCCGUUGCGCCGUUCCAGGCUGUUUAG